UCUCCUCCUCCGCUUACAGAAGGGAUCCUCGCCAGUUGCUCCAGUUCAUCUUGUCAAUGAAGAGUCAACUGACAAGACUAAUUUGGGCUUUAUUCAUGCAUUCGUGGCUGCUAUAUCGGUCAUCAUUGUAUCAGAACUUGGAGAUAAGACCUUCUUCAUUGCAGCCAUCAUGGCAAUGCGGUACAACCGUUUGACUGUACUGGCUGGUGCUAUGCUUGCCUUAGGACUGAUGACGUGCUUAUCAGUUUUGUUUGGCUAUGCCACAACAGUUAUUCCUCGUGUGUAUACGUACUAUGUGUCAACUGCACUGUUUGCCAUUUUUGGCAUCAGAAUGCUUCGAGAAGGCUUGAAAAUGAGUCCAGAUGAGGGCCAGGAAGAGCUGGAGGAAGUUCAGGCAGAAAUUAAGAAAAAAGAUGAGGAACUUCAGAGGACUAAAUUGUUAAAUGGGCCAGGGGAUGUGGAAACGGGAUCAACUGCCACUAUACCUCAGAAGAAAUGGCUCCAUUUUAUUUCUCCCAUCUUUGUACAAGCGUUUACUCUAACGUUUCUAGCAGAGUGGGGUGAUCGUUCCCAGUUAACAACCAUCGUCUUGGCAGCCAGAGAGGAUCCUUACGGUGUGGCAGUAGGAGGAACGGUGGGACAUUGUCUAUGCACUGGUUUAGCAGUUAUUGGAGGCAGAAUGAUAGCACAAAAAAUUUCUGUUAGGACUGUGACAAUCAUAGGAGGCAUCGUCUUCUUAGCUUUUGCAUUUUCCGCACUAUUUAUAAGUCCAGACUCUGGUUUUUAAAUAUUUUUCAUCACUGCGAAAGGACGAGGACUGGAAGCAUCUCGCAGCUAUUCCUUGUCUGGUUUUGUAUAUAAAUGUACAGAAUUAGAGUUAAAAAAGCACCCAAGAUGAGACACUGAAUUUUUUAUAGCAAGUGAUUGGUGGGAUUGACACGUUUAUGGACGGCUUCUGCGGUGGAGACCUGUUUGCUGUCUGGUUUGUAUGUUCCGUGGUGCCUGCUCCCUUGGUAGGAUUUGUGUGGUUUUCUUGUUUGCUGAACCUGGCUCAGCUGAGUUUUGAGAAUCUACAUCCAUAAAUGUUGGAGCUUUCUCUUCUUUUUUUUUAAUCCCCUGUUACACAUGGCUCCCCUUCCUGUUGCUUCUAGAGCUUCCUCUUAUGCCUCCUCGGAAGCAGACUGGAGUGUUUUGUUUCAUAUUGCUGAACAAAGUGUUAAAGACAUAAAGGUUGACUCCUUUGGUUGACCUCCAAAGACUUUGGUUCCAGGACGUGCCUGAGGCUGCCUAAUGUAAGCUACAAAAAGCAGGGGUGAAUGGAGUGGACAGUUCCUAUAGCAUUUAAUGGCUGAGCCACCAACAGAAAACACUAUAAAUUUCAUUUAGAGGGUAAACGUCUUCUUAAUCAGGGAUUUUUAUCAGGAAAUUGUGUGCUGAUUACCAGCCUGCCGUGUUCGAUGUGCAAUCUGGAGCUUGUAGCAUUGGACUUUUUUUUUUUCUCCUAUUUUUUUCUUUUCCUUCUUUCUAAACGUUAUAAAGUGCGUGGAAAGUAAUAAAGUGGUCCAACUUAACGGCGUGUCAUUCCCAGGACUGAACAAUAAUGGAAUCUUUAGAUUUAGAUACGCUCAUAUUUUUCUUGUUAGGAAUAGAAAUGUAAUCUGGAGGAGUAUUAAUAAAGCAUAGUGUCUCAAUUGGA
Molecule: messenger RNA, 1696 nt
Organism: Coturnix japonica (Japanese quail)
Lineage: Eukaryota; Metazoa; Chordata; Aves; Galliformes; Phasianidae
Source: RefSeq, a predicted model, not a curated record